Messenger RNA from Paraglomus occultum, 3837 nucleotides. The record is from the annotation of a GenBank genome assembly. NCBI's taxonomy places the organism in Eukaryota, Fungi, Glomeromycota, Glomeromycetes, Paraglomerales, Paraglomeraceae.
GAAACCACUUUAGAAUUAGUCGAAUUAACAGCUGAAGGAUCUCUCAUAUCUAUUAUAGAACAACCGGUGUUCGGUACCAUUAAGGACAUGAAAGUUCUUCACUGUAAUUUUCGAGAUGAAAAUGAUCCCGAUGCAAUGGAUAUAGCUUCACAUCCUCCCAUUCGCGGACAAGACGUACUUGUAUUUUUAUCCGAUUCUGGAAAGCUGAGCUUUGUCGGAUACGCCGAAGAUGAAAUCGUGCGAGCCGAUGCCAACACGGGAAAAGGCAAGGCGUUACAGAGCUCUGGUGAUAUAACGGAACGGAGAAAUGGGAGAUUUUAUCCGUUGAAAGAGAUUAAAUUGUCUGAGCCUGGAUUUGACCAUCGACAAUUGGGUCGACUGAUUUGCGUGGAUCCAUAUUCUCGAGUUAUUGCCGUGGCAGCUUGGCAAGAUUCAUUCUGUCUGUCGUUCAUAAAAGAUUCAUCGAGAUGCAAUUUUGAUCCAGUUAGAGAGACUAAAGAGCACCAGCAAGAGGGUAUAAUUUGGCAUAUGACGUUCUUAUAUCCUGAUGAUCCUGAUCGCGUUGCUCUUGCUAUGGUGGUUUUCAAUGACGUGAAGAAGCAAAGUCGGAUUGUAGUAUAUCAGUUUUGGGCCGGAGAUGGCCCCCAGGGCGACAUAAUUGCUUAUGGAACGUUAACGCUUGCUGAGGAUAGCCCACUACCGUUACAUUUGAUUGCCCUCCCAAACUUCCCAGAAUGCUUCCUAAUGAUCACGGAAAAAGAUGUGUGCUUUCUAAAUGCUCAACAAGUGACAGUCGGGCAUGUUGAAUUCUACCGAGAAUCCUUGCCUAAUACUGAAGCACUAAUGACAGCCGUUGCAAUCUCAUCCAAUAAUGAAAGGCAAAGAUCAACAUAUCUCUAUGCAGGAUUAGAGGAUGGGAGUCUCUAUCGUAUUGACAUCGAGUCCAGGACAUCAAUAAAAUUCAAUCUGCUGUCUGAGAACGAACUCAACCCCAUAGCACCAGCUAUGGCUACAUUUACAAGGGCUACUGAUGGAAAAGAUGUUAUUAUCAUAUCUGGAGAAAUGAGCGAUGGAGCCGUUGUUACUGUAACUCCGGGCGCAACUGGCAUUGUCGUAAAUUCUGAGAUACCCAAUUGGGCACCCAUACUGGAUUUUCAAUUAGUGGACUUUCAGCGCGAAAAUAACGAUGUUGUAUAUUCCUGCAGUAAUCGUGGAAAUAAAGGCUCUAUAUGUGAAUUAAGACGCGUUAUUGGGGUUCAUGUUGUCACCCAGACCGAGCCAGAAUUCGACGGGACAAAUGCUCUGUGGAGUUUAAAGUAUAUGGCCGACGAUAUCGAUGAUACCUUCCUCGCGGUGUCGUUUGCAAGUUCGACAAGACUGAUGUAUCUUGGCAAUGGGGAAUUAGAUGACAUUAGCGAUAUUAGCGGCUUUAAUUUAGACGUCUCUUCAUUAUGCGUCUCUUCGAUAUCUGCUGUACCUGGUUGUUUGGUACAGAUACAUCGCAAUGGAGUGAUUAUAACACAACCAAUUUUACGAGGGACAAAUAAUUCGACAAAUCGCGUUGACGGUCUUCGAUGGUCACCACCGAAUGAUGAAGUGAUAGAGGCAGCAACCGUUUGUGGAUCUUACAUUCUCGUUAGUCUGUCUACGAGAAAUGGAAGUUUAAUUGACACGUUUGCCGUAGAGUUUGAUUACAAGACGGGCCGUAUAGUGUUAAAUAAGAGGGACGAAUGUUUACUAGAUACUCAAUUGUGUUUCAUUACUUGUUUUGAUUCAAGCGUCGUUACAUGCGAACCAAUAUUCAUUGUUGGCACAUAUAAACCCUCUAUCAAGAUAUAUUGCUUGAGACCGAGACUAGAACUGGUGUACGAGGUGAUAUUAAACGAUUUCUCUUCGACCGGUAUUAAUGUUCCAGAAUCAGCUUGUAUUAUCGCAAAUGAAGAAAAAGCGUAUCUGCUUAUAGGUCUUCGCGAGGGAACGAUCGUUCACUACCAGUUUGGAUGGUCAGAAGAAGACGAUAAACCAGAGCUUUCUCAUGUCGGAACUCGUCGAAUAGGCUCUCUUGCUGUAAAACUAGUUUCACGGCCUUCGAAAACGGCUUUUAUAGUAGCAUUGUCUGAUCGUCCCUGGCAAAUUGAUAUUCUGCCUCAUUCGAAUAUUGGAUAUACUUGUAUUGCAUUGGAAAAUUAUGAACAUGUUCAAGAAGCAGCGCCGUUCAAAUAUCCUGAUAUUGCGGAGGGAUAUAUGUUUGUUGCUAAUAACUGCUUAUAUUUUCUCCAACUGGUUAGACGGAAGAAAACCAAAGUUCGGAAAAUUAAGCUUGGUGAUACACCGCGUCGGAUUCUUUAUGACUCUGUCAGUAACAUGUUUGUCGUAGCUUGUACUUUAGAGAGUGCGCCAUUUCCAACCUCUAUCAUACGGCUAGUCGAUCCUUUCAGUGGAUCCAUCAACUAUGAACACGUGCUUUCAGAUUCGGACAGACCACAGAAUCGUGAAGCUGUGUAUUCACUUGUUGGUUGGAAUUUGACAACAGAACGUCGACAUCUCCGUUUGAUCUGUGUUGGCAGUGGAAUUUAUGGCGGAAAUGAAAAUUAUGGAGGACGGGUUAUGAUUUUUACAAUCAUAAAGCUAGAAAUUGCAUCGAAUCCAAAUCAAAGAUAUGAAAUGAAAAAGUUGAUGGAGAUUGAAGUCCCUGGUGCAGUAUAUGUUAUCUGCCCGAUGAGCGAUAGAUACCUCUUAAUAGCAGCAGGAAAUACUUUGAACCUUCUUAAAUUGGACUUGGAGGAGCAAAGUCUCAUUAACGUGCACAGUAUGGAACUUCGAUGGCCUAUAGUAUCAAUCAACGUCUGUAAUACUCGAAUAUGUAUAGGCACUCAAAGAGGAUCGUUGACGUUCUAUGAACUCAAACAGGACAAGGAGAAAUUUUUAUUUUUGAAAAGUGAACGUUGGGCCAGAUUGACAACCAACUCUAUCAUGUUAAAUGAGAAUCUUGCUAUCGGCACAGACAAGAAUGGAAAUAUAUUUGGAUCGUUAUAUGAUCAAGAUGAUCCAAAUAUCGAACCGUGUCUGCGGACAAUAUUCUCAUUCCAUCUUGCUGAAAUUAUACCACGCUUACGAACAGGUUAUAUUGGGCAUAAUAUGAACUAUGUACCUGUAGCCUCUAGUUCCGAUAGGGAUGAAAAGGAAGAGCAAGAUGUGGUUAUUGGCUUGCAAUCAUCGAUCGAAAAUAUUUCACCCGAGACAGAAAGUAGUGAUCAGCCUGGUUGGGAUGCAUUCGACGAUCUUUCGACUAAAACCCAACCAACUACAGUUGUUGGUUGUUCACUGUUAGGAAGCGUAUAUUUGUUUACCCGCAUAAAUAUAGAAGCAUUUAAUUUAUUGAGCGUCUUACAGUCCGUAUUAGAAAAAUGGCACAAUACAGUUCCAUUAUUAGGUAAUGAUUAUCAUCGCUUCCGAACAUCGAUAAGCGAUACGUCAGCAAGCGAACCCAGUUAUAUAAUUGAUGGGGAGAUGGUCACCCAAUUCCUCCACCUUCCACGCCAUGAACAACAUUUAAUCCUCGCUUCACACGCCAAUCUCGUCAAAGCUGGACAGACGUAUCUCAACUAUGAAAAGAACAAUUCUGACCAGAUGAAAUCCUUCUAUUGGUCUAAUUCUCCUCCCCCAGCUCCGCCGCAAUCACCAAUCGAUUUGACAAGUGAAACUGUUAGAGAUAUGGCUUAUGGGACGAUAUUCCAACCGUGGAGUUUUGAGCAACUGGAGGAGAAAGCGGACUUGGGUGAAAUCAUCGUCGCUAUUGAGAAGCUGCUGUGUGAACUGAACGUAGACAUCUCGUAA